Molecule: messenger RNA, 2825 nt
Organism: Nothoprocta perdicaria
Lineage: Eukaryota; Metazoa; Chordata; Aves; Tinamiformes; Tinamidae
Gene: CLK3
Product: CDC like kinase 3
Exons: 10
Coding region: 1449-2639 (396 amino acids)
Biological process (GO): protein phosphorylation
Molecular function (GO): protein kinase activity; ATP binding
Source: RefSeq, a predicted model, not a curated record
CGCUCUGCCGCAUCCCGGCCGCGUCCCGGCCCGCAGUGUUUUUCACCUCUGAGAACACACCCGUCCUCUCUGCCUGCUGCCACGCGAGCGCCCUCGCGCCUCAGCGUCCUCGAAAACCUCAGGGUUCUCCCCUCUGAUCACAACACAGCGUGCUAUCCCUUGCCUUAGAUAUUUGGAGGAGGAGCAGGGAUGGUUGSGGGGUGGGCAGGCUCGUCCCAGGAGCUGGCGUGCCCCGAGGCACCGCAGGUGCCAGGGCCAAGGUCUCUGCUUCGCUGCUUCUCGCCGCGUAAGGAGCGGAGGCUCCUGUCCUGCCCGACCCAUCGUUCGGGGCUGUUCCCACAGCCAGGCGGCCGAGUCCUGAUCCCUGCAGGUAUCCCGUGUAGCUGCAUGGCUUGGAACUUCUCAUGGCCUGUGGCUUUCCUCAUUUUAUCCUUCUGGUUGGCUCUCCCAGUUGAGAGAAAGGCAAGGCUGCGAUGGGACCCUCCAACCGUGUGUGUGUGUGUGUGCUGGUGCAGCGUGCAGGCUGCGCCCAGCGCGGUCUGAGCCCCCCGAGGUCUCCCAGCCCUCCACUGUUCUUUCUGCCUUCUCCUCCCUUCCAGCCAGCCUUGCAGGCUCGCUGGUUGGUCACUGUUUUGGACGGGCAGGGGGUGCGGGGUGCUCAGGGGCUCGGGCGCCUCAGUGCACAGCCGCCUUAGCGUUUCUUUGGCUGCCGGGGCUGGAACUUUAUUUUAAGGGUAAGUAGCAACGCUCAGGUUUCGGGCCCUUUGCUUCGUGGCCCCUGCAUCCUCCUGGGAACGUUCGGCUGGUUUUCCAGUAGAAGCUGGUAGUGGCGAGGGCGAAGGUGACUUCCUGCUUUCAGCAGGCGCGGGAAGAUACGAGCAGAGCGCUCUGUCCUGCUCCUAAAGUUCUUCUAGGCUUAAAUUUGCAUCCCCAGCAAGACAUGCAGUGCUAGGGCUGUCUGCAGCCAUUCAGGCUCACGGAGGCCGCGCCAGCCUGGGGGGUCCCGCGAGGAAGGGAAGACGUCCCUGUGGAGCAGGCUCCGCACUGGGAGAGCUGCUGCUCUGGCUUCUACUGGACAGCUUGGCCGAACCGAGAGCCUCUCUACCCACUAUGCCAUCUGCCAGCAGAGAAAGCGAACUGCUUCUGGCAAAGCCCAUGCUCUUCCUGACUCGUUCCUCCCCUAGCAUCCUCUGGUGCUAGAGAGGAAGCCGCUCCUCGAUGGCAAAUUCCGUGGGGAAUCUCAGCGCCAAAGCAGUGCCUGGAGCUUCCCRGCUGCGGCCUCCCUGCGGAGAAGAGGGGGGCGUUUUCCUGCUGCGCCAGGCGCUGUAGCUAAUGAGAGAGUUUUCUUUACGUACCUGUAGCUGUUGAUGACUUUUCUGUUUUGAAGUCGGUUUGUGUCUUGACGUGUCCCUUGCAAUAUCCCUAUCGUUAUAUAUGCUGUGUGCCUUAUGAAAUGCCGGCAUCUGGAAAACCCGUCGCCUGCGCCCUUGCCGGACCCGCGGCGCGCGCUCCGCGGGCGGCGCGUGCAGAGGAGCCCGCCGAGCAGUAAGCGCAGCAGGAGCGUGGAGGAUGACAAGGAAGGCCACCUGGUGUGCAGGACCGGCGAUUGGCUCCAAGAGCGAUACGAGAUCGUCGGCAGCCUGGGCGAAGGCACUUUUGGCAAGGUGGUGGAGUGCGUGGACCACGCCAGAGGCAAAUCUCAGGUGGCGCUGAAAAUCAUAAAGAACGUUGGGAAGUACCGCGAAGCGGCCAGGCUGGAGAUCAACGUCCUGAAGAAAAUCAAAGAGAAGGACAAGGAGAACAAAUUCUUGUGCGUCCUCAUGUCGGACUGGUUCAACUUCCACGGCCACAUGUGCAUCGCCUUCGAGCUCCUCGGCAAGAACACCUUCGAGUUCCUCAAGGAGAACAACUUCCAGCCGUACCCGCUCCCUCAGAUUCGGCACAUGGCCUACCAGCUCUGCCAUGCCUUGAGAUUUUUACAUGACAACCAGCUGACUCACACUGACCUCAAGCCAGAAAACAUCUUGUUUGUCAACUCGGAUUUUGACACAUUGUACAAUGAGAAAAAGAGCUGUGAGGAGAAAUCCAUAAGGAACACGAGCAUCCGAGUGGCAGACUUUGGCAGUGCCACGUUUGACCACGAGCACCACACCACUAUUGUGGCUACCCGGCACUACCGUCCACCAGAAGUCAUCCUGGAGCUGGGCUGGGCACAGCCCUGUGAUGUGUGGAGUACUGGCUGCAUUUUGUUUGAGUAUUACCGUGGCUUCACACUCUUCCAGACCCAUGAGAAUCGUGAGCAUCUUGUCAUGAUGGAAAAAAUCCUUGGGCCGAUUCCAUCGCACAUGAUUUACAAAACCCGGAAACAAAAAUACUUCCACAACGGGAAUCUGGUGUGGGACGAGAACACAUCGGAUGGCAGAUACGUCCAAGAGAACUGCAAGCCCCUGCGGACGUACAUGCUGCACGACUCGCUGGAGCACGCGCAGCUCUUCGACCUCAUGAGGAGGAUGCUGGAAUUUGACCCUUGCCGCCGCAUCACGUUCUCCGAGGCGCUCCUGCAUCCCUUCUUUGCCGGGCUCUCUGCCGAGGAGAGGAUGUUGUGCGGCCGCAGCGCCAGCCGCGACCUCRGCAGAUGACGGCGGGGCGGGCACCUGCCUGCUGGACGUGCAUAUACCGCCCACGUACACGUGGAUACAUGAGAAUGGGGGGGGAGUCAGGCCUCUUGRCCCCCCCCUCUCGCUCAGAGCUACUGCUGCCCACUGUGACAUGGACCCUGCAGAGGGGAGGGGAAGAAAAGCUACAUUGCAAAGCACAGAUUUGUC